AUGCAGUUUUUCAUCGGAUUGCAUAUGCAAAAGUUCACAGCUGAUGAAAUGUUCAUUGAUCGAUUUUACGCCAAAAGCUUCAUAAAUUUUAUCCAUGGGCUCAAGCCCUGCGAAGACUGGUUACCUUUCGAUCCAGUGAAGCGAAAUUACUACUCCGUCAAAGCGAAUCUCAAGAGAAGAAUAUUCCCACGCAACGAAAUGAACUACCACACCGACGUAGCCGAUUAUUGGCUGCUUAAUAUGACUCAGUUCGACAAAACUCUUCCCCAUGUGGCUCUUACUGAAAUGCGUUACGAUCUAGUGGAUAUCACGCCGGUUCAUUCUAUUUAUCGUCCUCUGGUGUCCGCCCUACUUUUCGUACUCACUCUCGCUGUUCUGUUCUUCACUUUUAUGGCUGUCUACAAGGCGCUUUCCUGGCAGCCUUCACUUAAUCAUGAGCAGAUGCCUUUAAUGCAUUGGAAAGCAACUGAGACCAACCAAAGCUGA
This is a messenger RNA of Cooperia oncophora, 486 nucleotides long. NCBI's taxonomy places the organism in Eukaryota, Metazoa, Nematoda, Chromadorea, Rhabditida, Trichostrongylidae. The record is from the annotation of a GenBank genome assembly.